AUGAGGCUCCUGCUCGUCCUUUCUUUGGUCAUGGUGGCCAUCUGCCUGACCUCCGUUCACGCCUCUGCCGAUUCUUCCGAUUCUUCCGACACUUCCGAUUCUUCCGACUCUUCCAACUCUACCGACACAUCUUCGGGUUCCGAUGAGUCUGACAGCUCCAGCGGCGAAAGCUCGGAAGUUUCUUCCUCGACCACCACAACAACAACCACAACAACCACAACCAAAGCCCCAGAGACCCACAAGAGGGUCCAUCGCCGAAGACACCGCAUCAUCAGGAGAAUCAUCCGGGAGCGCGCAGCCGGUAGAAGACGCCGUCGUGGUUAA
Molecule: messenger RNA, 324 nt
Organism: Drosophila takahashii
Lineage: Eukaryota; Metazoa; Arthropoda; Insecta; Diptera; Drosophilidae
Source: RefSeq, a predicted model, not a curated record